Fusarium odoratissimum NRRL 54006 is the source of this 1341-nucleotide messenger RNA. RefSeq lists its product as uncharacterized. The record is from RefSeq and is a predicted model, not a curated record. The transcript has a single exon. The coding region runs from base 1 to 1341 and encodes 446 amino acids. Lineage: Eukaryota; Fungi; Ascomycota; Sordariomycetes; Hypocreales; Nectriaceae.
AUGAAUAACUCGCAACCGGCUCGUCGUGGCCGUCCUCCAAUCCAAGAUGGGCAAGACGUGGUCGGUAGUCAGCAGGUCAGUGUGUGGGUGACAAGAAGACCCUGCUUCGCCACCACUAAGAAGCUAACGAGAGCUCUCUCGCUCCAGAAGAAGAAGCUAGGGAUGCGUCUUGCACAGAGGUCGUACCGCGCCCGGAAGCAAGAGGCUCAAGAAUCCCAAAGGAUCCGGGCUGAAGCGUUUAGCCGCGCUCUAGACAACGCAUUGGCAACCUUUUCCACACUCCAUCGGCGUAUUCUCGAUACCUCGCAGGCUCGAAACUUGCCGGAUGUUCUUUUUCAUCUGAACGAUGCUGUGGGACAAAUGACUGCCAUUGCAUCUAGCACAAAUAAGGUGUUGCCCUUGAUGCAUGCCCCGGAUGAUUUAGUCACUAGCUUUCGUCAAGAGACACCUGGAGUGCUGGCUCCACAUCAGUCAGCCACCGUAGACUCCGGGACUAUGACCAUAUCUCUACGAACGACUGCUUCCAAACAGAUUCCAGUGCCAGCAAGGCUCUUUCAAGCCUGCUUCGAACGUGUUGUGUCCAUCUUAUCUAACAGCACGAUAGAUGGGAGCCAUCUCUCAGCCUUGACUCUUCCUCUUCAGUUGUUAGGUGUAGAGCUCCUAAUGGUCAAUUCUCUUCGAGGCCUGUCGCUAUUUCCUGCUUCCGUGGGUGAUUUUAAGUAUCCGCUGCACUCCGCCCCCCGGCUCCCGAACAUGUACCGCGUUGUUGAAGGUGAGACCAAAGCCGUGUUCAGAAUGCCAGCUCCGUCCUUGCAGCGGAUCGUGAGAGGCAAAACAAGGACAAUACUAGACACAAAUCUUGCGCACCUCCAGGGAGAAUGGCUUGAGGCUAUGGAUUUAGAGGAGUACCUGGAAGAGCGGGGAAUCUAUAUGUACAACACUGUUACGAGCGACACAGCAACUACAGGUGACACCAUGAAUCAACCGUCUGUCCCAGGUAGUGAGCAGAGCAUAUCCAUGGAGCAAAGCGCCCCUGUGUCUUCAUCAGCUGGUUUUCCUGGCCAUGAACCAGCAGACUAUCUGGUUUUCGGGCUUGCGGGGCCGAGACAAUGGCUGCGUUCUGCCAGCAGCCAGAUCCAUUCAAGCGCUAUACCCGGUGACCUACAGUCGGACUUCAGUCAACAGACCACCCAGGGUACCGAAAAAGCCUCCCGGGUAACUGUCGACCUUGACAAGCUCGUGCAUAUGCUCGCGGAAAACGCCACGUGUCUUGGUCCUGCUCCAGGAAUACGAAAAGCUGACGUGGACGCCUCGAUUCGGGGAUCUAUCACUUUAUCUUGA